CCCGACGUACUGCCGAUGAUGCGGCCUAGUAAAACGACCUUGAAGAUAAAGACUGCUUUUCACGAUGCGAAGUCCUGGCCAAUUUGCUAAUUUGAAACUGAAUUUCAACAUUUUUGGAACAGAAUUUAGGUCAACAGCAAGCGACCAUGGUAUCUCAAGAAGUGAAGCCGCAGGGCAAGAAAAGCCUCAUUGUCAAUGCCUUUGUGAUGAUGUGCAGCGGACAUCAGUCACCAGGCCUGUGGCGACACCCCGACGAUAAAUCUUGGCAGUUCAAGGACAUUGAACAUUGGGUUGAGCUAGCCAAGCUUCUCGAGGAAGCCAAAUUCCACGGCAUCUUCAUUGCAGACGUUCUUGGAGGUUAUGAUGUCUACAAGAAAUCCCUCGAUCCCGCUGUCAUCUCGGGUGCCCAAUGGCCUCUCACAGAGCCGCUUGUUGCUGUUCCGGCCAUGGCUGCGGCCACCAAGAACAUCGGAUUUGGUGUCACGGUAUCAACAACCUACGAGCAGCCUUACCAUUUGGCCAGACGUCUCUCUACCGUAGACCAUCUCACUAAAGGAAGACUUGGUUGGAACAUUGUGACCAGUUACCUAGACUCUGCGGCGAGGAACAUGGGCCGCAACGAGCAAUUAGAUCAUACCGAUCGCUACGAACAGGCAGAAGAAUACAUGAAGGUCAUGUACAAGCUUUUGCAGUCUUCUUGGCGCGAUGAUGCCGUCAAACUUGACCGCGAGAAGGGCGUGUACACUUCGCCGGAACUGGUUCGUCAGAUCAACCACGAAGGAAAGUUCUUUACCGUCCCGGGCCCUCAUCUCGUGGACCCCAGCCCCCAACGCACGCCUCUUCUUCUCCAGGCGGGCGCUUCGCGUGCAGGCAAGGCCUUUGCAGCACAGCACGCCGAGGCAAUCUUCACGUCGGCGCACGCACCUGCCGUUUGCAAGAAGAAUAUUUCCGAAAUUCGGCAAAUAGCGCGGGAUGAGUUUGGCAGAGAUCCCAGCAAAAUCAAGGUUCUCGCCCUCGUUACCCCGAUUUUGGGCAGAACAGAGGAGGAGGCAUUGGCCAAGUACAACGACUACAAGCAGUAUGCCUCGCUCGAGGGUGCUCUGUCACUGUUUGGUGGAUGGACAGGAAUGGACUUGGACAAAUAUGGGGAUGAAGAAGAAUUGAGACAGGUCGAGAGCAACGCUGUCAAAUCAACUGUCGAAGGCUAUGCGAAGUUCUCGCCAGCCAAUUCAAAGUGGACCAAGCACACCGUGGCCGAGCAUGUCAGCCUUGGAGGAAAUGGGCCCUUGUUGGUUGGCACGCCUGCUCAGGUGGCUGACGGCCUUGAGACAUGGGUGAACGAAGCUGAUGUUGAUGGAUUCAACUUUGCCUAUGCUGUUUUCCCUCAAUCCUUCAAGGAUAUCAUUGAGCUUUUGCUACCCGAGCUUCGGGCUCGAGGUUUGUUCUGGGAUGACUAUGCUGUUCCCGGGGGUACGUAUCGAGAGAACUUCUAUGGUACAGAAGGCUCCAAAUACCCCCCAGAGGAACACACUGCCGCGAAAUACAGAUGGGCAGAGGGUGUUGAUGCGAAGGAUCACCCGAUUCCGCAGUAAAAAAGUCGAAACACGGUGGAUAUUCUCAGAAUUCAUAUCCUACGACGAAGUCUGAUUAAGAAUGUGAAAAUAGUAUGCUAGAUGAUGAGAGUUAAAUUCUGA
Molecule: messenger RNA, 1694 nt
Organism: Ilyonectria robusta
Lineage: Eukaryota; Fungi; Ascomycota; Sordariomycetes; Hypocreales; Nectriaceae
Product: luciferase-like domain-containing protein
Exons: 8
Coding region: 147-1592 (481 amino acids)
Molecular function (GO): oxidoreductase activity, acting on paired donors, with incorporation or reduction of molecular oxygen; monooxygenase activity
Source: RefSeq, a predicted model, not a curated record